AUGCAAGGCCCUAUAUGAUGCAACUUCCACUUUGCAUAAGUGGGCGGAUCCCGAUAUCUUGUCCAAACAGCUAGUAACACCUUACGCGCCAAACAAACGGCCUCUUUUGACCUUUGUGUCCAGGGAAAGACAACAGGACAGCUAUACUCUUCAGCACUGCGUAGAAGAUCAGGUGUUUCGGAGAAAAGGACUGUGUGCGACCAUGGAUGUAUUCACAGCCGUUACAGCUCUAAGUGCAGUCGUUAUCGUAGUCUACUUCCUACUCUCUCAACUGACUACACAGUCGUCCUCGUGGCCCAAGACAAAGCAACCUUUGGCUUACAUUCGAAAGGUGAUACCGAAAAAAAAGAAGCUCCACAUGCCCCUAAACUCCCUUAACGACUUCAUACCGGUGGGGGAAGCUACAGUGGUCCAUGACGUGGUACAACUGUUUGUUCGUCGUGGGAAGGAAUUUUCUGUUUACAGUAUAGACUGGGAACAAGAAGUGGUGGUGCUGAUCCGACCCGUGGACGGUGUGGCUAUGAAGGCACAUCCUUUCUUUCGUGAGGCUCAGAGACGAAACGCAGCCGAGGUUCUCUGUGUUCCCUUGGAGCGGCUCCAGGACGUGGCGAGCGCUGUUGCUGACCAAGUUGCGCAUGUGCAGGAAGUCUUCAUCUUCAUGACAGCGCGAUGUGGUUCGACUCUGGUAACGCGACUUGUAGAGGCUACAUCGGUUGCACAGGCUGUAAACGAGCCUGAGGUGUUCUCUGUCAUCAACAUGGCUCUCCUCCGGCUCAAGCGGUCCUUUCAACAUGGGCAGACUCCACCCCAUCACAGCUGUCAUACGUCUCUGUCAAAUGAAGAGUCUACCAUUGGUCUUCUGAGGAACGUACUCACCUUGCUGAACUACAACCUCGUGACGUCAGAUCCACGUCAUCGUGACAUAAUUUUCUACAAGUUCAGGCCUGACGUCAUCCUCAUGGCUGACCUGAUGGCUCGCGCCUUCCCGUCUGCCAAGAAUGUUUUCAUGUACAGAAAUGGACUGGAAGUUACAGAAUCGAUAAGUCGAGCCUUCCUCAAUGAAAGAUAUUUACUUUACGUGGCUUAUUGGGUUACGGUACGCCUUGGUUUGGGGAAGCUUUUGGUUCCAUCAGUUAACCACUUGCAAUGUUUCGGAGAUGACCAGAAGUUCUCGCCGGUCCGCCAUCGUGGCUCGGGCUUCUUUGACCUGUGCACGACGUGGGUCGGUGUGAUGCAGUGCGCCGCCGAUCUUCAGAGGAAACAACCUGGGUAUUUCUUCCACGCUGUCAUCCACUACUCAGCUCUCGUCAACAACAAAGAGAAGACGUUCCGUCUACUCAUGAAGAAGCUCGGCUUGAAGUGGAGUCCACAGGACUCCGGAGAAGACAUGGAUAAGAUCAAGAGAGCUUUGGUUGAAGACAGCCAAGCAGGAACCAUUAUAUCUGCAAAAGGCAGGAGGCCCGGUGAGAAGUGGGAACCGGACGUUUCACCGCGCUGGGUGGGGCACUGGGAACGAGAGUACUUUCAAGAAGUCUGUCGCCAUGCUGGGAACGAGAUCUCCGGGCCUGACUUCCUCCUUCCUGACACCAUAGUGUGAACGAGCAGUGGUCGGAAUUUUUCCGUCUGCUUAGAGAACGCCUAGCUCGACCAUUCUCUAGAUAUAUAACCAUGUGUCAUCAAAUGUAGAACUAAAUAUCUAGCCAACAAUAAACUAUCAUAGAAUACACAUUUUUGAAAUCUCCAAGCAGAUGUACAUAGCAGUUGGGAUUGAGCAAGUAGGCUAUCCUUGUUUGUUUGCGUAUUUUGCUAUGUUCUCUUCUGUUUUUGGGGCCAGUGUAUUUUACUGAAUCUAUC
Molecule: messenger RNA, 1854 nt
Organism: Branchiostoma floridae (Florida lancelet)
Lineage: Eukaryota; Metazoa; Chordata; Leptocardii; Amphioxiformes; Branchiostomatidae
Exons: 6
Coding region: 203-1597 (464 amino acids)
Source: RefSeq, a predicted model, not a curated record